GUCAUUUUCCAUCCAUUGAAAUGUCUCCAACACUAAUUUUUCCCUUUAUUCCUUGCUAUUUAACAUCUCCGCUUCCCUAUAAACUUUCCCAAUUGUUUGCUUCCUUCAAAAAAAUGGUCACAAUCCGAGGAUGGUGGUGUACGAGAGCUUGUGAUCCAACACGCCCGUGUUUUGCCCCAGGCUGCCCCAACUCCCGACAACCCUGCAACCCGAACCCAUAUUUCUUUCCGGGUUUCGGGCCUCGCCCGAGGUAUAACCCGGGUCGGAACCCGUAUUACAACCCGAACCCGCCUCCUUUCCGGGGCCAUUUGGGCUUCAGGCCGCCACGCCCACCUCCACCACCGAAUCCGAUGGGCUCGUACCCGAAUCAGAAUGACCCGGAUGGCGCACUUCGGAUUGGAGUUGGUAACGUAUCCAGUACUGAUAUCGAGAUAGAUAUACGCGAUAAUUUGACGACCGGCGCGCGAAACCGGGUUAAUAUCGGGUCAGGAAACCGUGCUGCGCGAUCCAAUAUGGGGUCGGUAUCCAAUAAUCAAGCGGACGCGGAUGAUUUGGUGCUGGGUUCGGAUAAUUGGUCGAAGGGCGGGGAUAAUGACAUACGGGUAACGAAUAAUGAUUUUCGCGGGUUUGGGCUGGUUCGGGUCGGAAGUGGGAAUUAUGCCCGCGGGAGUAAUCGGAUCGUGGUUGACGCGUUGGGAUCCGAUAACAAUACCGGCCCGCAGCAAGGGGGUCAUCAGAGGAGACGGUGGUUGUUUUAAUUUUCUUUUUUGACGAGAUGUACUUAGUAUGCAAGGGUUUGCUUGAUAUGUGUAGUGUUGUGCUUCCGAAUUCUACAAAUAAUCACAAGUUGUUAGUAUUUAUACAUUA
Asparagus officinalis (garden asparagus) is the source of this 867-nucleotide messenger RNA. RefSeq lists its product as uncharacterized. The transcript is spliced from 2 exons. The record is from RefSeq and is a predicted model, not a curated record. Bases 21 to 758 code for a protein of 245 amino acids. NCBI's taxonomy places the organism in Eukaryota, Viridiplantae, Streptophyta, Magnoliopsida, Asparagales, Asparagaceae.